Molecule: messenger RNA, 13885 nt
Organism: Lethenteron reissneri (Far Eastern brook lamprey)
Lineage: Eukaryota; Metazoa; Chordata; Hyperoartia; Petromyzontiformes; Petromyzontidae
Product: serine/threonine-protein kinase WNK1-like
Biological process (GO): protein phosphorylation
Molecular function (GO): protein serine/threonine kinase activity; ATP binding
Source: RefSeq, a predicted model, not a curated record
GCGCACACGCGACGCGCUCCGCAGAGCGAUCGGCAAAGCCGCCGCCGCUGUUUGGUGGAGGUAGUGGCAGUGACAGCGAACGCGUCUCUCUGUCUCUCAUUCCCGAAGUCGCACUCUCUCGCUCGAGUCGCCCGGCAUCGUCACAACGACUCGGGCUGACCACGGACACGGCUCCACUGCGCUGGAGAAGAAGCAGCAGCGGCGGCAGCAGCAGCGGCAGUCAUCGGAGUUUUUGGUUGUCGGCGAGCGCCGUGUCCUCCUGGGAAGCGAGAAUUUUUGCUGAGUGCGCACAAACAAUAUAUAUUGCUCGUGCCUUUGCGCGCGUGUCCUGUGCGUGUGUGUGUGAGUGAGUGUGUGCGAGUGAGUGUGUCUGUGCGUGCAGUAAGUGUGAGUGAGUGUGUGCGAGUGAGUGUGUCUGUGAGUGUGAGUGAGUGCGUGUGCGUGUCUGUGCGUGUGAGUGUGUCUGUGCGUGUGGGUGUGCGUGCGUGUGAGUGAGUGUGCGUGUGAGUGAGUGCGAGUGAGUGUGAGUGUCUGUGCGUGUGCGUUCGCUGUGUAAUCAUGAACGAGCGGACGGUGGCGGCGCCUGUGAUCAGCAGCGCGCGUGCUUAGCUGCGGGCGUUGAACAGGGACGGCCAGUCCACCUCGCAACAACUCCAACAUCGUCGUGGUCAGCGUCACCAUCCUCAACGGCACCUCGUGUCAUGCCGCUCCGUGCCGCGCGUUGAGAGGAAUCGAGAUGUCUCAAGCGGCCCUGGACGUCAUCGGCGCCUGGGGAGGCGAUGUAGCCGUCUCUGUGGCCCACGAGUGGGACGAUGUGGACCUGCCCGAGCCCGUGUGCCGCAGGAGGAGCAAGAGCCUGCUCGUGACGGACAGGAGGCGACGAGGCGUCGAGCUGGGGCGAUUCGUGCGUCGCAGCGUGAACCUCUGCGACUCGAGCGUGAGCGAAAAGGCGAGCGCCUCGGAUGGAGAGUGCCCGGGUCCUGUCAACGGCCUCGAGCUGAGCGGAUCUAAGGGGAGUGGCGGCGGAGACGGCGAAGACGUUGGUGGUAGUGGAGGUGAUGGAGGUGAUGGACCAGGUGGAAGAGGAGGAGGUGGUGGUGGUGGUGGUGUCCCGUUCGCAAGGCUGAGAGGCAGCAACACCAGGAUCAAGCGAUGCACUCGCAGCGCCGACGAUGAUGAGGACGACGAUGAUGAUGCCGAUGACGACGACGACGAUGAUGACGAGGACGACGAGGACGAGGAUAAAUAUACACUCGAGGAGGACGGCGAUGAGAAGAUGAAGGUGGCGCAUUCGGUCGUGGCCGUACGUCGCAGGAACUCAGCUGCGGUAACCUUCAAGAGUAGCGACGACGUGAAGCUGAUCGUGAACGAGUACGCGGGGCCCGAAAGUCAGGAGAGCUCGGAGAGCGGAGACGAUGCCGAGACCCCCUCGGUCACGGUGGAACCCCUCGACUCAGCAGAUGGCACAGAGAGGAUCCAGCAGCAGCAGCAGCUGGAGGUGCCAGAAGACCCCCAGUUGCAUCUUGAGCAGCAACAGCAGCAGAAUGAGCAGCAGCCGCAGCAACAGCAGCAGCAACAUCCGCAGAAGCAGGAGCAGCGGAAUACGCAAAAUAACGACUCAGACGAUGAAGAAACGGACGACGAUAGGGGCAUGAAGGCGGUGGACACCUCGCCUCGAGGGCGAUUUCUCAAGUUCAGCAUUGAGCUGGGCCGCGGCUCCUUCAAGACGGUCUACAAGGGUCUGGACACGGACACGUGGGUGGAUGUGGCGUGGUGCGAGCUGCAGGACCGCAAGCUGUCGCGCAGCGAGCGGCAGAGGUUCCGCGAGGAAGCCGAGAUGCUCAAGGGGCUGCAGCACCCGAACAUCGUGCGCUUUUACGACUCGUGGGAGACGAACGCCAACGUCAAGGGCAAGAAGUGCAUCGUGCUCAUCACCGAGAUGAUGACGUCCGGCACGCUCAAGACCUACCUGAAGCGCUUCAAGGUGAUGAAGAUCAAGCUGAUGCGCAGCUGGUGCCGCCAGAUCCUCAAGGGGCUGCACUUUCUGCACACGCGCGACCCGCCCAUCAUCCACCGCGACCUCAAGUGCGACAACGUGUUCAUCACGGGGCCCACGGGCUCCGUCAAGAUCGGUGACCUGGGCCUCGCCACGCUCAAGAGGGCCUCCUUCGCCAAGAGCGUCAUCGGCACGCCGGAGUUCAUGGCCCCAGAGAUGUACGAGGAGCACUACGACGAGUCGGUGGACGUGUACGCGUUCGGCAUGUGCAUGCUGGAGAUGGCCACGUCCGAGUACCCCUACUCCGAGUGCCACAACGCCGCGCAGAUCUACCGCCGCGUCACCAACGGGGUGAAGCCUGCGAGCUUCGACAAGGUGGCCUUCCCCGAGGUGAAGGAGAUCAUCGAAGGAUGCAUCCGCAAGACCAGCGACGAGCGCUUCUCCAUCAAGGACCUGCUGGCGCACGCGUUCUUCGCGGAGGACACGGGCGUGCGCGUGGAGCUGGCGGAGGAGGACGACGGCGAGCGGAGGACCAUCAAGCUGUGGCUGCGCGUGGAGGACUCGCGCAAGCUGCGGGGCCGUUACCGCGACAACGAGGCCGUCGAGUUCAGCUUCGACCUCGACUUUGACAUCCCGGAGCAGGUGGCCCAGGAGAUGGUCGAGUCGAGCAUCAUCCACGAGAGCGACCUGAAGACGGUCGCCAAGGCGAUCAGGGACCGCGUGACCCUGCUGCGGAGCAAGCGCGACGAGCUGGAGAAGGCGCGCCGGGAGAAGGCGCGGGGCGAGGCCGAGGAGGAGGAGCAGCAGCAGCAGCAGCAGGAGCUGCGGCAGAGGGAGGCCGAUGCCCACGCCCGCGAUGCCUGGCUCGCCGGCCGGGCCUCCGCCCUGUCCUCGCCACCGGCCGCCAGGACGCCGGCGGGAGAUUUCGCGCUCGGCCCAUCGGCCGAGGCGGACGAACCGGAGGCCGAUCGUUACCGGGACGCGGCGCUGACGCCGUCGUACGGCCGCGCCGACAGCGGCCGUGGCUCCUCGUGCCACACGGACACGCAGGGCAGCCAACAGGGCCUGGCGCGCGCCCCCAUCCCCGACGCGUUCGCGUCCACGCCGUCGUCCACGCCCGCCACACCGUCGUCCGCGCCCCCCACCACGCCGUCGGGGCCCCAGGCGUCGCCGGGGCCGCAGGUGUCGCCGCCCCUCUCCUCGCUGCCGUACCUCCGGCAGCAAAUGCCUCAGCGCCGACACAGCCUCUCCGUGUGCCUCCUCCACCCCGGCGCGGCCAGCCGACCGUCGAGCCCUCGCUCUCCCUCCCCGCCCCCCUGCCCAUCCCCCCUGCUCCCCCUCCACCAGCUGCCGCACUUCCCAUCCCCUCCAUCGCCGCAACCUCCUCCUCCUCACCACCAUCAUCAUUACCAUCAUCACCUUCACCCUGGCAGCGCCGUUGCCGCAGCGGCGGCGGCGGCCCCCCUCCACGCCCGGACCCCCGGCGGGCGCCGCCUCUCGCUCACAGAGGACCUGGCGCGAGCUCUCGACCUCUUGCUGCCCAUGCGCAGCGGCGGCGCCAGCGGCGGCGCCAGCGGCGCCACUAGCGGAGCCCCUUCGGGGCCGGGCUCGCGGUGCGACUCGCCGGUGCCGCGCGGUCGGCGGUACAGCCUCCCCGCGCUCGCUCUCUCCGCCACCAGACACCUGCCGGUCGCCGCACAUUGCGCGGGCGACGGCGCCGCUCUCUCGUUCAGCUCCAUUCCCGAACGGCCGAGCGCCGGGCCGCCCCGCUCUCCAUUCCAUCUGCACUCCCCCUCCAGCCCCCCCCCCGGCUUUUUCUACCACCGCCACGCCGGUGCGGGCGGCUCUCUCACCGAGGCCCUGCCGCGCCACGUCCACCACUGGGCCGGGCCGAGCAACCUCGCUCGGUUCUCGUACCCGCCGCCGCACUCGGGGCAGGGCGAGUCGUCGGCCGACGGUUUGUCCUUCGCGCCGGCUCUGAGCCGAGCGGGCUCCGGCGGGCAAAUAGAACGCAGCUCCAGCGGGGAAUCCCACCUGGCCGUCGCCGAGUGCCGCACGUCGAGCGAAGAUUCGCACUCCGCGGAAACGUACGCCGGCGCUUCUCCCGGGGAGUCCGCUGCCGGUCAGGCGCUCCUGGCGUUUCGGCACGGCGUGGCGCCGCACGCCCACGUGAUGUCGCAUCGCCACCACCACCAGCAGCAGCAGCAGCAACAGCAGCAACCGUCGCGUCCUGCAACGCCUCCGCCGCCCCUUGGCUGGUACGGCGGCUACAGCCCGCGGGCCGCGUCACCGCAGCCGCCUCUCCUCGCCUUCCCCGGCUCUCCCCAGCGGCCAACCGGACCCGGCGGCGUCCAGCAGCAGCCGCCGCCGCUGGAUUUCCGCACCUCGCCGGAACAAUUUUACAGCCACCAGCAGCUCCUGCAGUUGAGGCAGCAGGACGGCGGGCACGGCGCCCCGUGCCCGUCUCCCGACUGGCAGCGGCCGGACUACGGCUUCCGGUCCGACCUGGCGGGCGCCCCGCAGCAGGAGGCUUUCUACGGACAGCACGGAGCCGCGGCGAUGCCCUCCGCGAUGCCGACGGCGUCCCUUGACUUUCGCUUCCCCGCCCUCACGCCGGGCUUUGACGCGCGGCCGCCGGCGCGGCCAGGGCCCCCAGUGGGCCGCGCACCUCCCGCCGUGCCCCAGUCGGCACCCCCCCUUCAAGACGGUGGCAGCGGCGGCGCUCAGUCGGCCUUCCCCUUCUUCUCCUCCUCGACUCCGUCGCGCAAGUCCAGCGACGUCGGCUCGCUCGGCUCGUUGGAAAAUGCGACGUGUGGCUCGCUCGAGGGCUGGCCGUCGCCCGUCGUCGCGCCCCUCGGGCUGGAAUACGAAGUGGCGUUUGGCUUCACCGAUGCCAGACCUCCUCUCCGUCUGCAGCAGCAGCUGCUGACUUCGCCAGCAUUCCCCUCCGCGGUCCUCCAGUCGGAACAGUCCUUGCCGAGCCCAUCGCAGGAGGAGCUUCCGUCCGUCUUUGGCACGACCUCUCCGCAGGCCGUGCAGCAGCAGCCUUGCGGCCCGGUGGAUGCCCCAGAAACCUUUGCGACGGAGCCGAGUCCAGGGGCCCAGGAGCUCAUCACGUCCCCUCCGCUCGCCGGCACGCUGGCUGAUGGCCUCACGUCGCCACCAAGUUGGUCGCCGGCAAAACAAGAGACCCGGACGCGGAGCUUCAGCGAAACGAUCCCCGUUCUGCAGCACAUGCAGCUCUUCCCCUCGUUCGACAGCACGCACUCGGACGCGGCAUCGGGCGUGGAGAUGAGCGACGGCUACGAGUGGCCCCCGGGCGGCGACGAGGACAGGAGGGCGACCCGCAGGCCGCGCCGGCGGCCCACGCGAACCCGCUCGCGCCACGACAAGACCACGCGGCCCAAGCUCCAGAUCCUCUCUGUGUCCAACAGCGGCGACAAGGAGGUGGAGUGCCAAAUGGAGACGCACAACCACAAGAAGGUGACCUUCAAGUUUGACCUGGACGGAGACGUACCCGAGGACAUCGCGCACCACAUGGUGGAAAACGACUUCAUCCUGAAGAAUGAGCUCGAGGCUUUCGUGGAGCAGAUCCGGGACAUCAUCGAGCGCGCCGCCGUGAUGCUCGGAGACUUGGGGACCGGCCAGGGAUCCGCCGCGGCGAGGGGCGGAGCGGAGGCGGGCGGGUGCAAGGAUUCCGAACAGGACAGAGCUCCAGCGCCAGGUGCCAACGCGGACACGACGGUGGUGCACGCCGGGGGCCGCCGCUUCUUUGUGAGCCCCGUGGUGGAACCGGCGGCGACGACGCCAACGGCCGAGGAGCAGACGGACGCCCCGGCGUCCGGAACGGCCACCCGGCCCGGAGGAGCGUGGGAGCAGCAGGGCACAGCGACGCCCCCUCGUCGCGCCCUCACCACUGACCCGUCCCCUCUCGCGGCGGCCGCGGCGCCGACGGCGGCCGAGGCGACGUCGCCGCCCGCGGCGCCGUCGUCGGCGGGGCCGACCCCGGCCGCGGCCUCCGCCAGCACCGCCACGACGCCCGGCGGCGGCGCCUUCUCUCCCGCAUCGGGCGACGCCGACGGGGAGGGCCCGGCGCGGGGGGCCGGGAGCCUCGCCAACGACGACAUCCGCUCGCUGGACGAGAAGCUGCGCUGCCUCUUCCAGGAGCAGCACGUGUGCGGCGGCGAGCAAUCGGACGGCGCCGCCUCUCCCAGCCGCGUCGCAUCGCCCGCCCGGGCUUCGUCCGUCGUCUCCCCGUCGUCCCCGGCGCCCGGCCCCGUGGGGCCGCCCGGCAGCGUGGGCUCGCCGGCGAGCUCACGCCGCGCGGAGGGAGUCGUCACGCCGCUGGCGCUCACGGUCCUCGGCAGCCCCAAGCAGCGCCGGCCGGGGGUGUCGCGCAUGCCGAGUCAAGACUCGGAGCGAGGGAGUGACCGGUGCAACACUCCACCCGCGUCGCUCCCAUUGAGCAUGGUGGCGCAGCCGUCGCCCGGCAAGGACCCCGGCGAGACAAAGGAGCAGGGCUUCAAGAAAGGGAGAUUCCAGGUCUGCCUGACGUCUGCGAAGGAUUUAAUCGGGGCCCGUUCGGACAGCGUCGGAGAGUCGACUCCCGCGAGCCCCCUCGGCGUCGACACGGGCGACAAACGCAGCUUCGCCGCCGCCGCCACCUCCGCUCAAUCCGCCGCAAUGCAUUCUGGGAGCUCGGAUAUACGGGCUGAGGCGGUGCCGGGUUCGCCGGCGAAGCGCUCGGUGAUCGGGCGCUUCCAGGUCACGUCGGCGAGCGAGGCCGCCGCCGCCACGCUGGGCCGAUUCCUCGUCACCAAGGCGACCGACCGGGGCUCGCUCGCCUCCUCCGGCGGGGCGCCCCACGAGGCCUCGCCGCCGCAGGCCACGUCCCGAGACUCGGGGGUCGAGAGUUGGCCUCCCGCCACGCCGGCCCCGGCGCUCGCCUCCUCCGGCCUCGCCUCCGCGCGCGGCGAAACCGACGGCGGCGGGAGAGCGGCGGCGCUCGAAGCGGACGGCGUCCCCCAAACCGAGCGGCCGCCGGCGCCGGCGGCGGCCGUGUCGGCGUCGGCGGCGGAGGCCGCGUCGUCGCGGGUCUCCUCCGGAGCGGAAGAGGUGAACGUCGGGCGGGCGGCGAAGCCGACGGCGGCGAGCGGAGGCGGCGUGCGCGGGUGGGCGGGCGCGGACGCCGAGUUGCCGGCAGAGGCGCCGUCCCCCUGGGCCGUGUGCCUGCGGUCGGCGCUGCCCGUGUGCCCAGUCGUCGUCGGUGGCGGCGGAGCGUCGUCGUCGCACGUGGCCACGGUGGCCGCGUACGGGAGCAGCGAUAACGACUCGGAGGAGGCGGAGGACGACGAGCUCAAGAUGGAGCUGAGCAGGCUGCGAGAAAAACACCUGAAGGAGCUGGCGGAGCUGCAGGCCGCGCAGCGCCGCGAGAUGGAGGAACUCUACCGCCGGCUGAACCGAGCGCCGCCGCAGCUGCUGCUGCAGCUCCACCCGCCGGCUGGGCGGCGCCGCAGGACCAGCAAGGGCCGCAUCGCCCGUGCCUCCCGCGUGAGCACGGCACACGCCCUGCCAGGCAUCUUCCAGCCGUCCUCUUCCUCCCAGCCCGCAGACGGCACGCGGCCCACUGGUGGUCAUGGCCAGGCGGGGCCGCCACUGGGUCAGCCCGGCGGCGGCGGCGGCGCCAUCACCGCCGCCAGCUUGGAGCCGCCGCGGCGAGCCGUGCGGCACUCCGUGUCGGUGGACACCCUCCACUUGGGGGGUUCUGGCGAGGGGCUUCCCCACCAGCCCAUAGCAGGCUGGACCGUGUUCCAUCGCGUCGGCGAUCACGUCACGUACAAAACCAGCGGGCGCCCUCGCCCGCGGUUCCUCAGCGGACCCAUCUCGCUCACUCUGUGGACCGGCAUGGGAGGAGCGACGCACAUCGCUCAGGUCGUCGGCUGCCUGCAACCACGCUUCCCGGAAUCACCUUUGGCGACGACGCCCGCCGCUGCGAGGAACUUAACUGAACGUCCGCAGCAGCAGACUCCCGCCAACGCCGCGCCUGCCGAGCCCGCCUCUCAACCGAGCGCCGGGCCAGCUCAGCAGGCCGAAUCCAGAGCCCCCGCUCACGUGCUGGGCAGAGCGAGCCAGCCCGCAACGCAGCAGAGCACCUCCGUUCAUAACUCGCCAGGCCAGCGUGCCGUCGAGCUGGGCCAGAGCGUACAGCAGCAGCAUCAGCAACAGCUUCAGCAGCAUCAGCAGCAGCUUCAGCAGCAUCAGCAGCAGCAACAGCAUCAGCAGCAACAGCUUCAGCAGCAGCAGCUCCAGCAGCAGCAGCUUCAGCAUCAACAUCAGCAGCAGCAGCAACAUCAUCAGCAGCAGCAACAUCAGCAGCAACAACAACAACAUCAGCAGCAGCAGCUUCAACAACAUCAGCAACAGCACCAACAGCAGCAGCAGCAGCUUCAGCAGCAGCAGCAAGGCAUGGUACUAACGAAUCAGCCAGCUCCACAAUCCUACCCCACUACAUCCACCAACAAUAACAACAACAACACGGAUCCUGCCACCAGCAGAACCGUCUCGGCUCAGCUGCCGCAGCAGCCUGGCAACACCGGACAGUAUCCCCAGGGCUUCCGGCCGCCUCCGGCCUCUGCGCAGGUGAGUCCGCCGGUGCGACCCACGCAGCUCAGCUUGAGCGCCGCGCCCAGCCCGACCAUCUUCAUCCCCAACUGGUCGAGCGACCCGACCAUCCACCGGCCCCUCGCCGGCCAGAUGACCCCCCCACCGGCGUGCCAGCCCGCCGCUCAGGCGCCCGUGUCGCGGCAGCACAGCCUGCCUGCCGUAGGCCUCGGGGGAAACGGCGGCUCGCUGACGAUGCCCAACGUCGCCAAGAAGACGACCUUCACGGACGACUUUCACCGUCUGCUUGACAACUGGGCGCGCGACGCAGUCGGGGUGUCCGGGAUGCCGGGCAGCGGUAGCGGUGGCGGUGGCGGCGGCAGCGGUGGCGGGGCGAGUUUUGCCGGGGCCAGGCAGAUUUGGCAGAGGACUGAGCAGCAGGGAGGAGCUGCCGCUGGUGGUGUUGCUGGGGCCGGCGGGGCGAGAGCAGGCCGGCUCGUCAGCGCUCCGAGCGUGCAGCAGAGGCAGCCGAUGCAUCAGCAGCCGGACACGCCCCAGAUGACGCGCAAGCUGUCCGUGCCGAGCCAGAUGGGCGCCCCUGGCGCCACCCAGCCCGGCAGGCCUCUCACUCCACUGCAGGCUCCCAUGUCCCCGGCCUACCCCAUGCCGUACGGGGCAACGGCGCAACCGCACGCGGCUUACCACAGCACGUGGCACGGCCUGCCACCCUCAGUGGGGCUCCCACACUUCCAGCAGCCAGCGGCAACGAUGGGCUAUGGCAUUCCCACGGCACCAGGCCUGCAGACGGCCAUGACGCACGUGGCCACACAGCACAAGCCGGGCCUGGGCAGGGCUUCGCCUGGAUUCUGAGGUCCUCCUUCCUUCCUGCGUGCGCGCACGUGCGUGUGUGUGCGUGCGCGGCGCUGUGUAGGUUCAUAGUUUCAGCACGUGGCGGCGAAGGCAGGCGGUCGAGCAAAAGUUUUUAUUAUUUUCCUUGUGCACUUUAAACGUGGGCUGUGCAGUAAUAGCAGGGCGGGGCAGGGUGGGAGGGGGGCCCAGGUUUGCGGGAGGCUGUAACGCCGAUGACCGCGUAACAACGACUGCUCGACUGCGUCGUUCGAGCACCUUCCCGCGAAUGUCGAGAUUCCAAUUGAAGCCAACGCCUCAACUCAGAAUGAAACACGCCCGCCCGCCCCCCACCCUACCUUGCUUGAGUAAGUAGCCGAGACGAUGUGGCUUCAUUCACACGUUUGUUAAAAAAUAAAUAGCGGUUUACAUAAUCCUUUCUUGGGGGGGGGGGGGGGAGUGGGGAGAGCGAGCAGUUCACGAAUGUCUAUAUCCCCUCCCCCCAUCAAAAAUUGGCUGAGAAGUAGUUUUUUGAUGCAACACAUGAAAUAUACCCCCUCAAGUGCGCUACCAUUAAUAAAAACAUACAUAUAGGCCGUCUCCAACUUAUAUGUAACGCAAGCCCAAGACUGUGUGUGAUUAAUGGGGGUUGGGUUUUUUUGGGGAUGCAUAUCAAUGCAGAAACACAUCAAGUUAACUCCGGGAACAAAGGCUGUGAAUUUGGGUAUUCUAUUGCAAAAAGAAACAUCACAAAAACACAGACAAAAGUAUACGUGAUAUUAUAUAUAUAUGGUAAUGGGUACUAAAAUCCUUAGCGAGAAUAUGCAAUGAGAUUGUGGUAUUAAAACACGGCCAGGAUAGAAUGCGUGGGGCUUGUUUGUUUGUAAGCUGUUUAUACCAAACUGUGAAAGGCUGCUGGGAGCCGCAAUGCCCUGGAUCGGUCUCGGUGGACAAUCCCAGAAUGCAGUGAUUGGAUGGCAUUUGUGCCCUACAACAGGGCAUCCAACCGGGCACCCACCACCGCUCUACCCCCACAAAUGGCUGAAUAUAUUCCAAAAGGCCUGUCAUUAAAAGACGAUGACAUUGACAACUACACCUGCCUGGGCAAGACUGCGAGCCCAUCACCUGCGCUCUAAAUUUGCACGACAAUGAGAUUUAAAUAAAGAAGAUAUAUAUGUGUGUGUGUAGAGGAGAGAGGAUGCUGCUACUGUUUUUAAAAUUAAGAGACAUAUUUCCUAUUUAAUGCUGCGGCCACUUCCGUGGAGCCGCAUGCUUUUUUUGUUUUGUCAGACAACCAGUAACCGGUCCGGUCGUACAAAGCACCCCAGAGCGCAUUGAAUUUCAUCUUCUCGUGUCACUCAAAGCGCGGCAAGCAGGAAAGGCCGUGUGGAGUGUGGCACAGGCGGUUAGCACGCCGCCCUGUGAACCCGGUGCACCCGAGUUCGAUUCCUGGUCCCAGCCGAAUACACUUUACUGAGUGAUAUCAGAACCGGGCCUUCCCUCAAUCCGCCUGCAUCAAACCGUGCUGACCAAGCAUGGUGAAAUAAAAAAAAAAACACAUAUAGGGUGGGAUGAGCUUUAUCUAAUAGUGGAUCGGGAAUUGAUGGAAUUUAUUAACACUUAUUAUUUAUGAGAAGUAAAGACCCUCUUCCAGGUAGUUUUAUACGACCGGCCGUUGGUACGGUAUGAGGGAAUGGUAAAUGUCCUGGCUCUAACCGCUGUCCACAGAGCUUUAGGCCAUGCUACAUCGUGUGCCUUCCACAUUUGUAAUGCCAAAUGUACACGCAGACGUGUUGACGAGUUAAUGUCGCUUUUGUGAGCGCGCGUGCGAGCUUCGCGGGGGCUUGUUAGGUGUGCGUUAGUUUUAGGGGCUGCGUUUUACGAUUUCACGUGGUAACAUUUUCUGGGAAGUAAUUAUACGCCACGGUGUCAGCUCUCAGCCCAUCAUCUCUCUUAUUAACGGGAUCGGUUAAAAUUGAGUACCGGACUGUGUUGUUGGAUGUCUACAGGAGAAGUUGUCCUGAUCCCCCCCGCCCCCCUCGACACUCGUUUAAAUAAAGGGAACACGCAAAUCGUUUUGGAAGGCCAUCGCAGCUUUCGAUUAUUUUUCUCAACUCAGCCACCAAAGUUUAAAAGGGGAAUUAACGAUUCAUAAUUCACGUCGAUCCCCAACUCUCCCCAUCGUCGGUCGCCCCCUCUCUAACGAUGGCUGUCCCGGGAAGUUUGCAAUCGCAGUGCUAAUUAUGCACCACUCCCGUGCCAACGCCUUUACGAGCUGUUUCUCAACCUCUUCCGGUAUCGUGGGAUGUUCCUUCUUCUCACCAUGAUAUCUCCCGAGUUGUUCGUCUGUGAUCUGGGGGGCGGGGGGGGGGGUCACGGAUAAAAAUUCGAUUAUUUUGCCUCGCUCGUAGAAUUCGUCGAGACGGUCAAAGUCGAUGGAACGUCCACGUGCCACGUUUGCGCGACUCAAAAACGACCCCCAUUCCCUGCACUCACAGAUCCACGCGUGGUGCCAUUGCGUGAUAAUUAUUUUCAUGAUCGAUCAUUGCCGUAUCCAUUGCUCGCCUAUUAGACAAUAGCAAUUCAAUAAUUGGACAUACGAACGUCAUUGGCGGCACACCGGUGCGCGGUAUAAAGACAAGCACAUUUUUCUCAAUGAUUAUUUCUUUUCCCGCGAUUCACGAACCUCGGUCAGAAACAUGUGCGUCAAAGUCCGUUCUCGUGUUGAUGUGCGAAGCAGUAUGCGAGACGAAUGGUACUGAGCAGCCGAACGCAAAGCUUCACAGUCUGUUGCCUUAUAGCAGCACCCAGCCUGGUGACGAUUGUCUGGCUCCGUGUUUCAAAGGCAAGAUUUUAUUUCUCGUGCCCGAGACCUGGUCGGAGGAUUCCUCGAUUCAUUUCCAGAAUCAUUUAUUGGCGGACGGUGGCAUCCACCCGUGUCACACUUUCGAAUGGUAAACCAGCUGCUGAAUCAUAAGGCAACUUGUUAUGGAGAGUAUUGCAGCUCACUCAUGGGUAACGGCGACAUUGUCAGGCAGUUUUAUGAGGACCGGUGUGUUAUGCCGCACCGGUGUUCCGCCAAUACGUCCACAUGAUCGUACAAAACAAAACAAAAACUCGCAUCACGAACCCCUUAGCGAGCGCGCCGAUUUCGACCGUGCGAGCGAGCGCGCCGAUUUCGAGAGCGAUCUUCUUUUGCCCGCCGAUCGUUCGGUUGUGGUGGAUCCAAUUACUCCACCACCUCCACCCCCGCGUCCACCCCUAGACAAGUUUGUUGUGGCGGUUUCGGGGGGGGGACCUACAACCGAGGUUGGAGAGCUCAAAGGAAUGGGCGAGUGUGAGCAACGUUGCCCCGACUGUUGGGUGGGUGCCGGUCCGCGCAAGGGCAUCUUAAAUGCCGCGAGAGGCGAUGGGUUUGGGUUAUUGGCUCCUCGGCCCUUGUAAGAGAGGAAUCGCGCGCCGUCGAAUCGGAACGGCCGAUAGCGCAAACGAUGUCACCGUGCCUGUACUGCGGUCGCUUUUACCGUCAAAAGGUCGGUUCGGCUGUUGUGUGGCAGUCAACCAACUCGACAGACAGAGAGAGAGAGGUACAAAAAACGUUGAAACGUUGGAGAGAAAAAAUGAAAUCACCAAAAAAAUCUAUAUCCCGACGCAGGGGAAUUAUAAAUGCUUGCGUCUGCACACCAUGCCUCGGAGACGUCGAGUCUUCUAAUGCUGUUAUCGCUAACGAGUGCCUCUUGUUUCACGGUGCAGGUUGGACAUUGUUCACGUGCUCGUAGUAUGUGUACGCCUGUGGUAUUGAUAGCACGCGCGUGUUUGUGUGUGGAGGUGAGCGGUGGCGCAGUGGUUAGCGCACUGCGCCACCGAGGUUGUAUUCACGGCCACCACGGCUGACAUCAGAGUGGCUGGCGGGCGAUAUCCGGAAGUUGUCCCGGUGCCUCGCUUUAGGUUGACUCAGCCAGAAAAAAAUAAUUAGAAACCCCAGUUAGCGGUGGUGCGUGUGCAUCGGUGCUGGGAAGACAAAGGCGGCCGGGGCGUGGUACUGGCCACACCACCCCCUUUGCGUGCCGCACCGGCCUUAACAGGUGCUCGCUAACAGCACUUGCCCCCCCAGAGUUUGUAAGGCUAAAGAGGUUUGUUGUCGUUGGCGUGUUACAAAACAGGGUGGAUCGAACAAGCUUAUUGUGUCUGAACUGCGACUUUCAAAAACAAAUGUUAAAGUGAAUGUACGACUAUUAAUGAGAAAACCCCCACACGUUUAUUAUUUCUUGUUAUUGUUCCCCGUUACUUCUCCCUUGUCCUUCUUUUCUUAACGCCGAUAUUAUCAAGUAAGUAUACGCUUUGUCGCGACCUGUUGUUAGUCGCGCAGUAAUGCCGCGGCAGGAGAAAGCCAAUGUCGGUAUGAUGGUCGUGUAUAAACUGCUACAAUAUACAAAGCGUGAA